Saitoella complicata NRRL Y-17804 is the source of this 240-nucleotide messenger RNA. RefSeq names its product ankyrin. Gene Ontology annotation, cellular component: nucleoplasm. The transcript has a single exon. The annotation marks the transcript as partial. The record is from RefSeq and is a predicted model, not a curated record. Gene Ontology annotation, molecular function: protein binding. Lineage: Eukaryota; Fungi; Ascomycota; Saitoellomycetes; Saitoellales; Saitoellaceae.
GACGGCACCGGUAAUGGGCCAUUAAACAGUGCAUGUUUGCAUGGAGACUUGGAGAUGGUCCGGUUGUUGCUCAACCACGGAGCACGUAUCAAUCAUCAUGGUGACAAAGGUGAUACACCCUUACACGAUGCCGUCGCGAAUGAGCAUGAAGACGUUGUGCGGAUACUGCUGGCAAGCGGCGCGAAUCCGAUGAUCAAGAACAAAGGCGGAGAGACAUCCAUCGACGUUUGCGACAGCCGG